AUGCAGUUUCCUAUGGGCCCUGCGUGCAUCUUCUUGAGAAAGGGCAUUGCUGAGAAACAACGGGAAAGACCCCUGGGGCAGGAUGAGAUCGAAGAGCUCCGGGAAGCAUUUCUUGAGUUUGACAAGGAUCGAGAUGGGUUCAUCUCCUAUAAGGACCUGGGGAAUCUCAUGAGGACGAUGGGUUACAUGCCCACAGAGAUGGAGCUGACUGAGCUGGGCCAGCAAAUACGCAUGAACCUUGGUGGUCGUGUGGACUUUGAUGACUUUGUGGAGCUAAUGACCCCAAAACUGCUUGCUGAGACUGCUGGGAUGAUUGGUGUCCAAGAGAUGCGAGAUGCCUUCAAGGAGUUUGAUGCCAAUGGGGAUGGCGAGAUCACACUGGCGGAGCUACAGCAGGCCAUGCAGAGGCUUCUCGGGGAGAAGCUCACACCCCGAGAGAUCUCCGAGGUGGUCCAGGAGGCUGACAUCAAUGGGGACGGCACCGUUGACUUUGAAGAGUUUGUGAAGAUGAUGUCUCGUUGA
Jaculus jaculus (lesser Egyptian jerboa) is the source of this 522-nucleotide messenger RNA. It is a transcript of the gene Cabp5, whose product is annotated as calcium binding protein 5. The coding region runs from base 1 to 522 and encodes 173 amino acids. The transcript is spliced from 6 exons. The record is from RefSeq and is a predicted model, not a curated record. Gene Ontology annotation, molecular function: calcium ion binding. NCBI's taxonomy places the organism in Eukaryota, Metazoa, Chordata, Mammalia, Rodentia, Dipodidae.